UCGUUCUCGAUCCAGUGUCAGCGCACUCGGUACUUCCUCACGUUCUUUUCAGUUUCCAAUUCCGAUCGCGAGCCACGCGAUUCCGUCGAGCACGGUCAGCUAACAAGCUACGCUCUAGUCCACGGCGUCGUUCACGGGGACCAAGCAGAGGCAACGACGUAGAAGCACCAGACCCAGAAGGCCGGGUUCCGUCCUUAUCUCCUCCUCGCUCUCCACUUCUCGCGCGGAGCGAGCCAUCUCGCAAGCUCUCUGCCUCCGAGAGCCCUCCGUCGAUCUGCAGUUCGCGGACCCUCGUAUCGCGAUCGCGUAUCGGGUUGCACCCGGGCAGGAAGGGCGACCCGAAGUCCGUCUCGAAUCUCGACUCCCCGCGUGCGGAGGAUUUUCACGCUAGAAAGCGGCCGUCCAGCAGGGCGAUACCAUCUUAUAUGACUUUACUUCGACAACGAGAAACAUCCAGGAUAUCAUCGAGAGGGAAAGGAUCGGAGUGUAGCAAAGGCGGCGGCGACAGUAGAACAUUAUUAUCCAGCUGGCGAUCAUCAAACGGCAACACCAUCACCACCCACGACCGUUUGUUUUCGUGCGACGAGUUAACGUCGACAUCACCAACCUGGUACCAUCGAUUGCCAGGCUUUCUUCUUAGGGCGACCAGCGACGGACAGGCAGCGUGUAUGAUCAUUGAGGACUACCCCCCUACCCCGCCCGCCACCGCCAAACCGAGGCAACACCCGAGGCAUCAAGAUACCACCCAACGAUUCCUAAAUCACCUGGUCCUGCCCAAGCACAGGACCUCAAAAUUUUCCAGUAAUAGGCAUCGGAAGCUACAGCCAUUCAGAGAAACGUGACUGGCGUCAGCGGGUAGCGGCGCGGCACGCCUUACCGC
Messenger RNA from Monomorium pharaonis (pharaoh ant), 880 nucleotides. RefSeq lists its product as uncharacterized. The coding region runs from base 426 to 842 and encodes 138 amino acids. The record is from RefSeq and is a predicted model, not a curated record. Lineage: Eukaryota; Metazoa; Arthropoda; Insecta; Hymenoptera; Formicidae. The transcript has 3 exons.